AUGCAAUUUGAACAUGACUAUGACUUUUAUGAAUGUUCAGAGAGUAUUCAUGAUAUCCUGAAUCGUCAACAUGACACACCUCAGUCUGCUGAAAACAGUUUAUCGCUUCUACGAAAUACACUGCUAUCAAGCCCCUGUCCAGCAGAGUUGAGAGGAAAGGUUUGGAAACUAUUGCUCCGAAUCAAUCGCAUCUCAGCAUCAACUUAUAUCAACUUGAUUGAAAUGGGGCCCAGUUCUGUGGAUGAAAAGAUCAGACAUGAUACAUUUCGCACCAUGUCAACAGACUCUGAUUUUGUAGAGCAUGUGUCUGAAGACAUGUUGAUUCGCUUGCUGAAUGCUUUUGUAUGGACAAGUGAUGACUCUAGCACGGAUUUCUUUCAGAACCGUAACGCUGUAUCGUAUGUGCAAGGAAUGAAUGUACUGGCAGCUCCUUUCCUCAUGACGAUGCCCGAGAUGGAGGCUUUCUUUUCGUUUUCGAUGUUUAUCUAUGAUUGGUGUCCACUCUAUGUUUUGCCUACAAUGAAAGGUGUUCAUUGCGGUCUUCGAUUACUCGACCUCUGUCUCAGCUCUCUUGAUCCCAUUCUAUACGGCUAUUUGCGAGGAAAGAAUCUAUCUGCCAGCACAUAUGCGUUUGCAUCUGUCAUGACAUUCUCUGCUUGUACUCCACCAUUAUCAGAAUUGCUACAGCUGUGGGAUUACAUGUUUGCCUAUGGAAUUCAUCUCAACAUCCUGUUCAUUAUUGCUCAACUAGCAUUGAUCCGUGCUGAUCUCUUGAAUAGUCCUAGUCCCGCCAAUCUGCUCCGUGUAUUGCCGCCUCUCAACGCAAAAGAGAUCAUGAAUCUGACAGUUUCCCUUUGUAGAAACCUGCCUCUUGAUCUAUACGACAAACUAGUUCGCCAUGCCUACGACGAGUCAGUAGCAGAUGAUUUGGGCAUUAAGCCUACUAGUGCUAAUUGGUCAGAGCAUCAAACUGACUCUGACGAUCUCCCAGCGUAUAUGCGGGAUGCCAUGCACACUAGAAGCAAAUUUAAGCGAGAAUAG
Mucor velutinosus is the source of this 1041-nucleotide messenger RNA. RefSeq lists its product as uncharacterized. Gene Ontology annotation, biological process: activation of GTPase activity. Gene Ontology annotation, molecular function: GTPase activator activity. Lineage: Eukaryota; Fungi; Mucoromycota; Mucoromycetes; Mucorales; Mucoraceae. The record is from RefSeq and is a predicted model, not a curated record. The transcript has 4 exons. The coding region runs from base 1 to 1041 and encodes 346 amino acids.